GCCGGGAACAAUAUCUCUCUCCACGACUAUAGUCUAUAAAUAAAUACAUAAACUUUUGUACAAAAAGAAAAAAGCAGAGGAAAUGGAGAAGUCAGUCCCAAUGAAUGAUUGGAAAGCCAUGAAAGCUCAAAGAGCAAUAAACAGAGUCCAUUUAUUCAUCCAUGGCGCUGCUUUAGCUGCCCUGUUUUACUACAGAAUCACCACCAUAGCCACAACCACAAGCAGCAGUACUCAUUUUGUAGCCCACCUUGUCAUCUUCACGGCCGAGCUGACUCUCUCCUUUAUAUGGCUGCUCAGCCAGGCUUCUCUGUGGAACCCCGUUGCUCGAACGGUGUAUCCGGAGAGACUCCCUUCCGACGAUGAUCUUCCAUCGUUGGAUGUGUUCAUCUGCACCGCCGAUCCCGUGAAGGAGCCAAGCUUGGGUGUCAUGAACACCGUUAUAUCGGCCUUGGCUCUCGACUACCCUCCUACUAAACUCCAUCUCUAUCUCUCCGACGAUGGGGGCUCACCUGUCACGCUCCGCGCCCUGCAACAGGCGCGGAGCUUUGCCAAGGUGUGGCUCCCGUUUUGUAGGAAGUAUAAGCUGAAGAACAGGUGCCCUCAACCUUAUUUUUUGGGAGAGGAGAUAAUUGGCCUUGAAGAAGGAAGAGUUGGUGAUAGUGAUAGUGAUAGUGAUAGUGAUCACUCUUUUGUUGAUAAGAAGGCAAUUGAGGAAGCGUAUGAGGAUUUCAAGAUCUCUUUGGGCAAGAUUGUGAUUGAGGAAGACGUUGGAGCCAGUAGGGACCAUUCAUCAACUAUCGAGGUGAUGAGUGAUGAUGAAGAGUUUCCGCUUGUAGUUUACGUUGCUCGGGAGAAAAGGCCGUCUCAUCCACACAAUUUCAAAGCAGGAGCCCUCAACGUUCUUCUACGAGUAUCAGGCAUGAUGAGCAACUCGCCAUACAUACUCUCGCUGGAUUGCGACAUGUACUGCAACGAUCCGACAUCAGCUCGUCAAGCAAUGUGCUUCCAUCUGGACCCUAAACUCUCCCAGAAUCUUGCAUUUGUUCAGUUCCCACAAAUAUUUCACAACAUCAGGCGCAACCAUGAUAUCUAUGAUGGUGCCAUGAGAUUUAUUUGGACAAAAUGGGACGGCUUAAAUGGCCUUAGAGGGCCAGUCUUGUCAGGGACAGGGUUUUAUAUCAAGAGGGAAGCACUCUACGGAAUUCGGAAACUUCAACCAAAUGUUGAUCUCAACCAGCUUAAGGAAUAUUACGGCUCUUCCAACGAGUUCAUAAAGUCGAUUUACAGAAGCUACAAAACGAACUUCCCAAGCACUGAUGAAUCAUUGCAGAAAGAGGUGCAAUUGCUAGCUUCUUACAGCUACGACAAGGGUACAAAAUGGGGGCAAGAGGUGGGAUAUAGAUAUUUCGCAGUAGUAGAGGAUUACUUCACAGGGUUCAACCUGCAUUGCGAAGGCUGGAUUUCAGUGUAUUUUGCACCUUCAAGGCCAUGUUUCUUGGGUUCUUCUCCUAUAAGCCUUAGUGAAACUCUUGUCCAAAACAUGAGGUGGUUCCUCGGAUUGAGCCAGGUUGCAUUGUCCAAAUAUUCCCCCUUGGUUUAUGGGGCCAUGCGAAUGUCAGUUUUGCAAAGCAUAGCCUAUGCAGAACUAGCAUGUUACCCGAUUUACUUCCUCCCUGUUUACAUUCUAGCCUUCCUUCCCCAGCUCUGCCUCCUUGCCGGUCUCCCUCUCUACCCUCAGGUUUCAAGUCCAUUUUUCGCGGUGUUUGUGUUUGUAUUAAUCUCAUCGCAACUCAAACAAGCGCAGGAGGUGAUGGCGUCAGGGGAUUCGCUCAGGACUUGGGUGAACGAGCAUAGGGUAUGGGUGAUGAAGUCAUUGACGUCUUACUCUUUCGCUGUUGCGAAUGCGAUUUUGGAGAAGAUGGGACUGGCCAAAGCUAGCUUUGUGCCAACAAGCAAAGUCACUGAUGGUGAAGUGGAUAAGCUUUAUCAAAUGGGGAAAUACGACUUCCAAGCUCCACCUGCAUUCAUGGUUAUACUGUGCUCCAUUUAUAUGAUAAAUCUGGGUGCCUUGGUCAUCGGAUUUGGGAGGGUUCUGGUGAAUGGGAAGAUAAAUGAGAUGGCAAUGCAGGCUUUUCUACCAUUGUUUGGCGUAAUUUUGCAUUACCCUUUGAUGGAAGGAAUGGUGUUGAGGAAGGAUGGAGGCAGAGUUUCACCCUCGGUUUCACUUCUUUCUGCUCUAGUUUCCUCUCUACUACUUUCAGCUUAUGCACUCCUUUCUCAAUACUAAUAUCCACUCAUGGUUUAAUAGACAAUUUACCUUAAAAAUAAAAUGUCUUUUGCGA
Molecule: messenger RNA, 2342 nt
Organism: Salvia splendens (bonfire salvia)
Lineage: Eukaryota; Viridiplantae; Streptophyta; Magnoliopsida; Lamiales; Lamiaceae
Product: cellulose synthase-like protein G2
Exons: 8
Coding region: 83-2287 (734 amino acids)
Biological process (GO): cellulose biosynthetic process
Cellular component (GO): membrane
Molecular function (GO): cellulose synthase (UDP-forming) activity
Source: RefSeq, a predicted model, not a curated record